AGAGAUGGCUAUCAUCGACUGUCGGUAAUGGCCGUAAUGGCUGCGCGCUGCAAGUUUCGUGAUAUGUGCAGCGUUUCUUCUGCGAAUGACGAAAUGUCAGAUUCCUGACCAACGUCUGACGCUGCGACAACGUGCCAGAACGCAUUGCCCACUCGACGGGUGAACCAAACAGCACGGGUCUCUUGAAAUCGUUCGUUGCGGGCCAAGAAGGGAGAGAAUUCGUCGUGAGCGUCAUGAACUGCGCCGGCUGACAUGACUUCAGACGUCGCGCCGAGACUUGUCCGUGCAAUCCACAAUUUCAAGGGGAAAAACAAUGACGAGCUGUGCUUCAAGAAAGGUGACAUCCUGACAGUGACGCAAGCCUUGGAUGGGGGCUGGUGGGAAGGCACCCUCCAAGGCAACACUGGCUGGUUUCCUAGCAACUAUGUUAAAGAACACAAGCCCCAAGUUGGCGAUGCGUCUCGGGCUACUGGAGUCCAGGUCCGGGCUCUUGACCACUCACUCAGCUCGAGGCAUCGAAACAUGGUGUUCAAGGACAUCCUGGACACAGAAGCAAGCCAUGUGCACGAGCUUAGGACCUUGAUGAGCAGCUACCUACAGCCCCUUGAGAAAUCUGGCCUGUUAAGUGAACAGGACCUGCGGCAACUGAUGGGCAACCUUCCCACUGUGCUGGAGGUGCACACAGAGUUGCUCGAGUCACUGGAAGGUGUUAGAGAGCAGCCAAGCCGAGAGCAGCGGGUGGGCGGUGCCUUCCUGCAAAUCGCAGCACGGAUGAAGGCCACGCAGCUGGUCUACUGUGCCAAUCAUCCACUGGCCAUUCAGCUCAUGGACAAGCUCAAAGAUACUUUGGGACCGUGGCUGGAGCAGCUUUCACCGCCUGGUGCGACCCUUCUGACCCUGACAACGGGGCUGAGCCGGCCAUUUCGCCGCCUUGACAAGUACCCAGCGUUGCUCACUGAGCUCCAGCGGCAUACCGAGGAGAGCCACAUAGACCGUGGGGACACUCAAAGAAGUGUCUUCGUCUACAAGGAGAUGGCGGCCAGCUGUUCCGCCAUGCGGCGACAGAAGGAGCUCGAGCUGGAGGUACUCGCAGGCACUGUGGAUGGUUGUGAAGGAGAGGAGCUGCAGUGCUUAGGUGAGCUACUGCACGUGGGGCCUGUAGUGCUGUUGACAGGAGAGGAGCGGCGGGACCUUUACCUGGCGCUGUUCUCCAGCUGCCUCGUGCAGCUUUCCCUCUCCAACGGGCGCUUCUCUUACCAGGGCCGCCUCCCUGUACCGGGUUUAACAGUUCUGAGCUCCCAGGAUCCAGCUGACGGCUGUGCCUUCGACAUUCAAGGCCCUUCAGUGCCCCGUAUGACAGUUCUCUGCCGGAGUGCUGAGGAGGCGUCCCAGUGGAAGGCCAAACUGAGCUUCUCACCCCCUCCGCCACCCGCACCCAGCCCUCUUCGACGAGUGGUGGCACAAAUUAGUGCCCCUACACCAGCACCCACUGUCACAGUGGUUCGGCCAAUGGAAACUCCUGUUCCACAGCGACCCUUGCCUGUUAUGAUCGGGCCAUCCACCGAGAGGACACCCUUACGAGAGAGCUCAUCAACAACGCAGAGCGGUGGCUGGUGCCUUCGACCACAUCCACCACUGCGUCCCCGACCGACGGUUGGCCGUGCCCAAAACCGGCAUCACAGCAACAAACGGAAACCUG
Molecule: messenger RNA, 1699 nt
Organism: Rhipicephalus sanguineus (brown dog tick)
Lineage: Eukaryota; Metazoa; Arthropoda; Arachnida; Ixodida; Ixodidae
Product: rho guanine nucleotide exchange factor 7
Exons: 14
Molecular function (GO): protein binding; guanyl-nucleotide exchange factor activity
Source: RefSeq, a predicted model, not a curated record